Messenger RNA from Alosa alosa (allis shad), 2637 nucleotides. RefSeq names its product chromobox homolog 5 (HP1 alpha homolog, Drosophila) (gene cbx5). Gene Ontology annotation, cellular component: nucleus; pericentric heterochromatin. The coding region runs from base 863 to 1462 and encodes 199 amino acids. The record is from RefSeq and is a predicted model, not a curated record. Gene Ontology annotation, biological process: chromatin organization; negative regulation of transcription by RNA polymerase II. Gene Ontology annotation, molecular function: chromatin binding. NCBI's taxonomy places the organism in Eukaryota, Metazoa, Chordata, Actinopteri, Clupeiformes, Clupeidae. The transcript is spliced from 5 exons.
UCUAAUUUUAAGUCAAUACACUACCUAUCCAAUGAUAUUGCGCACCAGAGACGUUUAGACCAAUUGAAGAACAGUACACAAAAAGGGCGUUACCUGUGGCGAAGUGCGAAAUGCUUACGGCGUGCAUUUCAUUUGGCUACAAUGUCUAAGAAAAUGUAUCGACAAUGCAACAGUGUGACUAUCUAAUGUUACAAAACCAACUGUAUCGAAAAAUAUAUGUAUAUAAAAAACACACGUCAAACAAGUGCAGUGAUGAAUACGUUCAGUAAACCCCAUUGAGCUCACUUUACUUAUUCUCUAACCACCCAGAUCCUGUAAACGAGAAUGCAGGUGUGUUAACAUGUCAGUAACAUACGCUGUAUAUAGUUAUAUCCAGUGAUAACUUUCAUAAUAAAACGGUAUGUAGCCUCGGACAAUCCAGUAUUUUUAUCGUUUCGAUUCAAUGCGCAUACGCAUGCGUACACACGGCGGCCAUUGUGUAUUUUGGCGCGCUGAGCACAUCUGCAGCUGCGUACAGAGAGGAGGAACUACGGGUGAAACCUAAUUUCUUAUUAGCUGACUAGCCUCGCGUUUGGUGUAGUUUGUCCCUGAAUCUUAGAAAACUGUGCGGUGAGUGUUCGAGGAGGUGGAAGUGCAGCUCCUUGCAUCUGAUCUGUCACUCUGACAUCUCCACUAAAUACCCCAGAUCCCCUUAUUCCAACUGCACCUCUGAACACCAGGAAGUGUGGAGUAAAAGCAACAUGUUUAUGUAAAUAAGCCAGCAACUUUCCAUGUGCAAAUUUCAUGUGAUAUCUUUUCUUUGACUGUUCUAGGAAGAAAAUCCUCCCUCAUUGGGUUAGGAGUUUUCAACUGAGGCAUAGUAAUGGGAAAGAAGAACCAGUCACAGGAUGGAAGCUCGUCUCAGUCAUCUGAGGAGGAAGAAUAUGUAGUUGAAAAGGUUAUAGACAGACGAGUCGUGAAGGGCCGUGUUGAAUAUUUCCUGAAAUGGAAAGGUUUCUCAGAGAAGCACAACACCUGGGAGCCGGAGAAGAACCUGGACUGUCCAGACCUCAUUGCUGAGUUCAUGAAGACUUACAAAAAGGGAAGCAACCCCCCAAGCAGCGGUGGAAAAUCCUCCAACACAAGUUCGACACCACGGGCCAAGGACGGUAGCAGCAACAAGAGAAGCUCGGCAGAGGAGGAUGAGGAAGGAGGCAGCAAAGCCAAACGGAAAAAAGAGGACGCUAUCCUCGUAGCGCGGGGCUUUGAGCGAGGCCUGGAACCAGAGAAGAUCAUUGGUGCCACAGACUCCUGUGGAGACCUAAUGUUCCUCAUGAAAUGGAAGGACUCAGAUGAAGCAGACCUGGUGCUUGCCAAAGAAGCAAAUCACAAGUGCCCACAGAUAGUCAUCGCCUUCUACGAGGAGCGUCUCACUUGGCACGAGGACGGUGACAAAAAAGAAAAGAGCGUAGUGGAGGCGUGAGGAGCACACACACACACACACACACACACACACACACACACACACACACACACACACACACACACACACACACACACACCCAGACACACACACACACACACACACACACACACACACACACCUACACACACAUGCAGACACACACCUCUAUUGACACAAAUGCACCCUCAUAUCCCCCCUCCACGUGUCACUGGUUCUCAACUUUGAUAUUUUAUUUUUUUAAACAAAGAAGAGGGGAACCGCGAAAGAACAAGGCUUGCCAGGAGACGGGGCCCUCCCUGUCUGUCAAACAACCUUCGAUUCCAAAUCCAACUGAGAAACAGUCCAGAACGGUGAUGGCACAUUUGGAUUUAGGAUGGAAGGAAAGUGAUUUUAUUAUCCUAGGUUAUUAGUUUUCCCCCUACUCUAUGCUUCUGUUUGUUAAGUCAUCUUGCUCCUGUAAACUUCUUCUUACACUGUAAUUGUGGUGGGGUAAAAGGACCAGUGCUCUCUGGUUUGCUCCUAGAUUGUAUUUCCUCUGUUGGUGGUUCUCAAUCUAGCUUUGUAUCCCCCUUGCAUUCUACCUUUUCCUUCAUAGAUAGUAGAACUCGUCUGUGGCCCACUGAUUAGCCCAAGAUGGUGUGUUUAGCUAAUCUAAGGUAUCAUGCCAUGACUCAAAGGGAUAGAUAGAAGGCAUUGAGGCCAGAGAAGGAUUGAGAACCCUUAGUCCAUGUGAAUGGAAAAGAAUGGGAGGUUUGUGGCAGCAUUUUCUACUUAUUUUCUCUUACGUGUUGGAUGAACUAUAAUAAACUGUGUAGGUCUUGUCAUAAUGUAUGAUGCUUUUGACCUGCUCUGACUUUUUUUUUAUUUUUUAUCUUUUAACACCAAUGUGUCAAUUUUUUUUUUUCCAUUUUUGAUUGACCUAUUUGUAACUCGUUAAAUCAAAGAAAAUUGCAUCCCUAAGUUUUGUCAUGUGCAGUGAAAGGCAUAAUUGUAUAGUAUACAUUUGUAUUCUUGUACUCAGUAUUUUAAAAAAUCCUGAAAUUUCUUCCUCGAGGCCUGUAUUUUGACUUGUGUACUACUGCCCGCAGUGUUCCAAUUUGGCCAAGAGUCUCUCUCCUCGACAUGCCACUUUCAUCAUCAAAGCACAGUUUGUCGCCAGAACACUGACACAACCCAUAACCUGUCUUGACAAU